AUGGAACGUGCCUCAACUCUUCCAUCACGGGCAUGGAGCUGCGCGGCCCUGCACAAGGGGGCAUCUUACAUGGUAGGUCAGGCAGUGAAGGAGGAACCCGUCCAAUCGCUGGAAAAUCGUUUGUCUGGGAUGAGUCGCGAUGAGCUACUUCAGCAAGCUCGUGAAGCAACCCAAGCGAUACGGAUGUUGCAGGAGGAGGGAUCUUCUAUGGCACCUCCAGUGGAAGCUCCUCAUGAGGAGGCCUUUCCGCGUCAACCAGAGGAUGAGGCGGAUGACAGGGACACUAUGCUAAAGAAUGCUCUGAUGGAGAAUGCACGAUUAAAGGCGGCCUUGGAGGCCAAGGCGUACCAAGUGCCCUUGCCGUCAACCCCAAAGACUCCCCGCGCUCGCGCUAGCCCCCUGGAAAGUGCAAGCAGCUCCGACAAGGCCACGCCGGCCCCAAGCAGUGUGCCAUCCCCAUGCCCAAGCCAGCCGACCCCCAGUGUCAAGAGGGCAGUUGCGGACGUCAAGUCCGAGGCAGAGAUUGCUGAGCAGUUGCGCCACGUGGACCAACACAAGUUGGUUGAGAGGUACGAUCUGUCCGACAAGGAGCUGUCGUAUCGUGCCGUCGACGCCCGCCUCAGACGGCUCUGUGAACGAAAGGUCAAGACUCGGAAGCUAGCCGUGCCCGAGUGGGUUCAUGAAGAAUGGAAGAAUUUGGAUCGCCGCGAGACAUUGCACUUGUCUCUAGUUGAAGCCCUAAAGGCACAUGGUACACAAGCUUCAGCUGAAGUCCGCAAGUUGGUGAAGGCCAAGUUUAUCCAGCGGGUCACCAUCCGGGUGCGGGGGAAGGAAAAAAUGAUCAAGGGGCUGUGGUGCACGGAGGAGAAGAUGAGAACAGAACUCAAGUACAGCAAGACCUUGAUUGCCAAAAUUGUGGCUUAUUGUCGGAAGUUCCCUUUGAGUCUGGUCAGACCCUUCAAGUAUGACGAGUCAAUUUCAGAAUACUUUGUGGAGACGGAAGAGACGGAAACCCUACGGGCCUCUGAGAUGACGGAGGUGUCGCAGCACGAGCAGUUUGAGGAUUGCAAAGAGGGGAACGAUGCCUUUGACGGUGCGAAGGCUGAUUUUCAGACUAUGCAGAUGCGUGGCCCCGGUAAGCCUGAUGCUGCAAAGCCUGCAAACCCUGCUGACGAGGCCAUCGAGGACUGCAAGACUUUCAUUACGGCCAUUGGCAAUAAGCAGUCUACUUUGGCAUCCUGGCUAUCCCAAUUGGACGGUCCUUCCAGCGCAAACGUGGAGAAGUUCAAGAUAAUGCUGGUGUCGACCAAUGAGAUUCUGGAGGAGUGUGCCGAAGAUAUGGCCCAACAUUUGCAGGAUGUGGAGAGCAUGCCUAAAGGCGGCUCAGUGAGCCACACGUUGCCAGGAUUUCGGAUGCCAUUGCAGCGACGAAGUUGA
Messenger RNA from Symbiodinium pilosum, 1437 nucleotides. The record is from the annotation of a GenBank genome assembly. NCBI's taxonomy places the organism in Eukaryota, Dinophyceae, Suessiales, Symbiodiniaceae.